This is a messenger RNA of Otolemur garnettii (small-eared galago), 4915 nucleotides long. RefSeq names its product tigger transposable element derived 5 (gene TIGD5). Gene Ontology annotation, cellular component: nucleus. The transcript has a single exon. The record is from RefSeq and is a predicted model, not a curated record. Lineage: Eukaryota; Metazoa; Chordata; Mammalia; Primates; Galagidae. The coding region runs from base 1 to 1947 and encodes 648 amino acids. Gene Ontology annotation, molecular function: DNA binding.
AUGUAUUCCGCGGUCCCCGCAGCCGGCCCACUCCCGCGCCGCGCCCGCCGCCCCCCGCCCGGGCGCCCUGCCGAGCCGCCGCGGCCUCCGGCGCCCGCCCCGUCUGCAGCCGCACGGCCGCUGCCCUCAGCCCCCGGGCCGCGGCCGCGCGUGGCAGUGAAGAUGGCCUUCCGCAAGGCCUACUCCAUCAAGGACAAGCUGCAGGCCAUCGAGCGCGUUAAGGGCGGCGAGCGGCAGGCCAGUGUGUGCCGCGACUUCGGCGUGCCCGGCGGUACGCUGCGCGGCUGGCUCAAGGACGAGCCCAAGCUGCGCUGGUUCCUGGAGCAGCUGGGCGGCGAGGUGGGCACGCAGCGCAAGAAGAUGCGGUUAGCCAACGAGGAGGAGAUCGACCGCGCCGUGUACUCGUGGUUCCUCGCGCUGCGCCAACACGGCGUGCCGCUGUCAGGGCCUCUCAUUCAGGCGCAGGCCGAGGCCUUCGCGCGCCAGAUCUACGGGCCCGAGUGCACCUUUAAGGCUAGCCACGGCUGGUUCUGGCGCUGGCAGAAGCGCCACGGCAUCUCCAGCCAGCGCUUCUACGGCGAGGCCCGGCCCCCGGGCCCAGGCCCCGCGCCUGGACCGCCGGUCAAAGAGGAGCCCGCGCUGCCCACCGGCGCCGGGUCCCUGCCCGACCGCGCCCCGGCCCCGCCACCCCCCUCCGAGGGCGGAUACGGCGACGAGCAGAUCUAUAACGCCAACGUCACCGGCCUCUACUGGAAGCUGCUUCCGGAGCAGGCCACGGCCCUGGGCUCGGGUGACCCUGGGGUGAGGGCCUGCGGCCGGCGUUGGCGGGGCGACCGGGUAACGGUGCUGCUGGCCGCUAACCUGACCGGCAGCCAUAAGCUGAAGCCGCUGGUCAUCGGGCAGCUGCCCGACCCGCCCAGCCUGCGCCAUCAUAACCAGGACAAGUUCCCGGCCUCUUACCGCUACAGCCCCGACGCCUGGCUCAGCCGCCCACUGCUGCGAGGCUGGUUCUUUGAGGAGUUUGUCCCCGGAGUUAAGCGCUACCUGCGCCGAAGUUGUUUGCAGCAGAAGGCUGUGCUACUGGUGGCCCACCCGCCCUGCCCGAGCCCUGCCACCAGGAUGCCUGCCCUAGAGGACAGCGAGGAUACCCCCCUGCGGUGCCGGCCAGAGCCCCUCGGGUCCCCCGAGGAGCUGCAGACACCUGACGGCGCUGUGCGCGUGCUGUUCCUGUCCAAGGGCAGCGGCCGGGCGCACAUCCCAGCACCGCUGCAACAGGGCGUGGUGGCUGCUUUCAAGCAGCUGUACAAGCGGGAGCUUCUGCGUUUGGCUGUGUCCUGUGCCAGCGGCUCUCCGCUGGACUUCAUGCGCAGCUUCAUGCUCAAGGACAUGCUCUACCUGGCCGGCCUCUCCUGGGAUCUGGUACAGGCAGGCAGCAUUGAGCGCUGCUGGCUCCUGGGCUUGCGGGCUGCCUUUGAGUCACGGCCUGCUGAGGAUGGUGCUGGGCAACCAGCCUGUCAGGCCGAAGAGGCCGCCGAGCACAGUAGGGUGCUCAGCGACCUCACCCAUCUGGCGGCUCUGGCCUACAAGUGCCUGGCGCCUGAGGAGGUGGCAGAAUGGUUACACCUGGAUGAUGACGGUUUGCCUGAAGGCUGCAGAGAGGAGGUGGGCCCUGCACUGGCCCUGACAGCCCCCCCACCCCCAGCCAGCCUGCCCUCUGGCAUGGGGGGUGCAGAGGAGGAGGAAGAGGCCAGUACCUACAGUGGCGCCUCCAUGCCCACAGCUGGGGAGGCUGUCCGGGGGCUGGAAACAGCCCUGCGGUGGCUGGAAAAUCAGGACCCCAAGGAGGUGGGGCCGCUGAGGCUGGUGCAGCUGCGCUCACUCAUCAGCAUGGCCCGGAGGCUGGGGGGAAUUGGGCACUCCCCAGCAGUACCGGAUGAUGGUGUGUGACCAAGCUGACCCAGUGGCCUUUCUCCUAUUCUACUUGGAGGGAGGGAAAACGCACAGUAUCUAAUCUCCCUUUCUCUCCUCCCCCUGGGGUAGGCCACCCCAUGGGUACAGGGGUUCCAGCCCAGUUUGGCCUGGAGGGCCCCUGUUGUUGAAAUGUUGUCCUGCUCCUUUGGUCUCCCCAGUCUCGGGGUGGGGAGGGAUAGCUAGGACUGAGGUCCCUAGCUCACACUCCUCUGGGGCAGGUGCACGUGUGGGGUCUUCUGGCAUGUGAGGCACAGCACCUAUCAGCAGUUGGCUGUGUCCUGCUCCGGCCACUAUGGACUAGGCCUGCCUCCUACCACUGCCCAUUACAUGCACUGGACAAGGGCCUCACACUGCUGUUUGUCUAGGGCCCAGGUGCUAUGUGGUCCCUGCACUACAGCUAUGGAAUCCUCUUCACCACUUGGUUUUAUUUUUUAAAACAUUAAAUCCAAUUUUAUAGAUACUCUUUAGAGGGGCCAUGAGAAGGGGCAGUGUGGUGUGCUCUCCAGGCUGCCCCCUGCAGUUGCUCUGUAGACUGAAGCCCAAAAGGUACAAGUCUAGAGCAGGGGCUGCUCUCAGAACAGUGCCAUGGAGUGAGAAGGGGGACAAAGCCCUGCACUCAGGGCUUCUGGAGGGACUGGGUGCAGCAGUGGGGUGUAGAUUUCUGUCCUCUUGUGUUUUGAGUUUUACUUACAAAAAUUCCAUUCUGAACAGAUACUUCAUUCUAUAGGAUGAAGUUAAGAGUCUGCAUUUGAGCCCUGGUGUCUUGACCAGUGACAGAGGAAGCUCCCAGAUUCUUCAUGGGCCACAGACCACUUUUGCCAGCCCCAGGGCCCAGAGCCACCCAGCCUGCCCCAGAACAGGCCCCAGCACUGACAGCCACCUGGGCAGUUCACAGUGCCUUAGCCCCACACUCUCCUUGCUCCACCUAUCCCAGCACCCCAUUCAGACUUUCCCACCUUUUCUGGCACUGCCCAGGUUGUGGCUGAGGAGCUGCUUCUGGGCUGCCCAGUUUGGAAAAGAGAGAAAAGGGUUCCAGUGACUGUCCAGCACUUGUGCUGUUCUGCUACUCAACCUGGGUCUAGGUUCAGAGCCCUGCUGGUGGUGUGGGACUCAGAUGCCCAUGCAUCUCCAGGUAGUGAUGGGGUCUGCCUUUACAGAGGUGUCGCCCUGAAGCCCUGUGAGGGGCAGGGGCCCUCGGGUGCUCUCCUGAGUCUUUGCCUGCUCUCAACGUCCUAGUACUAGUCUAAGCCUUGAGAACACAGAGUUGGUGAGUGCAGAGGGCUUGCACAUAGAUGGCGGGUCUGUAGAAGGAUGGUGAGCAGCUAGAGGGAGUGCCCCUCAAAUACUUUUCCACACAAGUCCUUGGGACCACCUCUAUCCAAAAACAUCUCUGCAAAACCCUUAUACAUAUAUCUCAAGUUGGAGACCUGGAAAAUUUGUAAGAAAAUAGCUCAGCUGACCAGACUCAGCUGUUGCUGGAGUCUACCUGGCCACCUGUUUCUGGCCUCCCUAGACCUGCAGACCUAUCCAGGGCUGGCCCUGAGUCUCUCUACUGCCCAACCUGGGCUUUAAGAAUUCUGAUGUGUUUUGCCCCAUGAGCCUCCCCAGCAGCACAGGUAAUAGGGCUGGGAGCAGCUGGUCUCCUGGGUGAAGGCCACACAGGCCAGGUGAGGGCUGUACACUUGGGCUUUGACACACAGCCUUUGGUGACUGCCCUUCAGCCUGGCUUCUUGCCACCAUAGCCGCUCCUUUGGCAAGGUUUUCAUCUCCAGCCUUCCUCCCAGUUUCAGUCCCUCUUGUUGGCCUGUGCCCAGUGAGGUGUCAUACUGGGCAGGGGAGAGAGAAACAAGACUCCUUAUGUCUCACUACCUGCCCUCUCCAUCUGAGGCCCAGGUGGCUCUAGUCUGUUCCCCAGUACCCAGAUGGUUACCUUCCAUAAACAAGGCCAGGUGUGAGCUGGUGGGGGGUCCAUAGGAACUUCUUAAAGUCUGCCAAGUAAGGGUCUGCCUCUUGGCUCAGCAGCCCCGCCAUGAGAGCACUCAAAAGGUCUCUAGCAUAAAGUCCAUGUAUAUAGUAGAGCAGAGGCUGAAGCCCCUGAGCCCUGCUUGUGAGGAUGCUCUGCCUGACUCCAUGGGUAGUCCUUUACGGACUCUCAGGGCCUGCCACCAAGCACCUUGAUAGGUGAUAACCUGGUGUCCUGUUUUACCCCCACCUUCUAGCCACCCACCUCUGUGAAGUGAGGCCAGUCGGGUAGCAGGAGCCUUUUGGAAGGAUAUGUGCCCUCUUGGGGCUACAUUUCUGCUUGGCCUCCCUCCCCCUUCACCUCAGUUAACAGCUGGGCCACCCUCUGGUUUGUGAGCCAGUUGAAGCUGCAAUUCUUCUUUUAACUGGCCACCAGUCCUACAGGCAUGUGGGGACCCCUGUGGCCUUGGAAGUGCAGACAGCCCUCCUGGUUCAAGCAGCAUGGCAGAGGCCACCAGCCCCCACCUCCACUCCUGUUCACAGCUCUGUGAUUAGGAUCAAGGAAAGUUCUUAGGGUUGGCAGUCUCUAUCAGGCUUAUUGUGGACUUCUGGGCUUGGGGGAGGCCAGUGAAGAGAAAGCAUGUAGGACAGUAGGAUGAGCAGAUGCAGACUUGUGCUGAAACCACUGCUAGCUGCAUGUACUUAGAGACUGGGUCAGCGGAAAAGGAGGCACCCUAAGCUGAAGGGCUAGUUCCACAGAGAACAUAUCCUCUUUUACUACCUAAUUGGCAUUGCCUGUGAAGAGCCUGGUGGGACCUGGGUACUGUCUUCCACCAUCUGCCCCUGGCUGAGUGUGCUCAAAAGCAGGCUUUGGACUGCUUGGGGCACUCCUAACACUGAGCCUUGGUCAUAGCUAAGUUCAGUUGGCCAGAGGGCCUAGUAGUGCUUUAUAUAAUAAAUGCUGAACAUGUCAUCUUCAUGA